Molecule: messenger RNA, 2517 nt
Organism: Oryza brachyantha (malo sina)
Lineage: Eukaryota; Viridiplantae; Streptophyta; Magnoliopsida; Poales; Poaceae
Product: monosaccharide-sensing protein 2-like
Exons: 1
Coding region: 113-2359 (748 amino acids)
Biological process (GO): transmembrane transport
Cellular component (GO): membrane
Molecular function (GO): myo-inositol:proton symporter activity
Source: RefSeq, a predicted model, not a curated record
AUCCCAACUGCUCGUAAACAAACCAAUAGAAGCGAAUAGCUUAGAAACAUACACUUUUGUGAUUCAUGCCAUUUGUGUGUGAAGACAGAUUGACGACGGCCGGUGAUCAUCAAUGAGGGGCGCCGUGUUGGUGGCUAUCGCAGCCGCCAUUGGCAACUUGCUACAGGGAUGGGACAACGCCACCAUCGCCGGCGCCGUGCUCUACAUCAAGCGGGAGUUCCACCUCGAGACACAGCCAUCUGUCGAGGGCCUGGUCGUUGCAAUGUCGCUCAUCGGUGCGACGAUCAUCACCACCUUCUCCGGCCCAGUCUCCGACAUUGUUGGACGGCGACCGAUGUUGAUCGCUUCGUCCCUCCUCUACUUCGCCGGCGGGCUCAUCAUGCUGUGGUCACCCAACGUGUAUGUCCUUCUCCUCGCAAGGCUUGUUGAUGGAUUUGGUGUCGGCCUCGCCGUCACGCUCGUCCCGGUCUACAUAUCCGAGACGUCGCCGCCGGAGAUCCGCGGGCGGCUCAACACGCUGCCGCAGUUCACCGGCUCCGGUGGGAUGUUCUUCUCCUACUGCAUGAUCUUUGCCAUGACGCUGUCACCGUCACCCAACUGGCGCAUCAUGCUCGGCGUUCUCUUCAUGCCCUCGCUGCUCUACUUGUUCGUCACCGUGUUCUACCUGCCGGAGUCGCCACGAUGGCUCGUCAGCAAGGGCCGGAUGAAGGAGGCCAGGGCUGUCCUCGAGAUGCUCCGUGGCCGCGAGGAUGUCUCCGGCGAGAUGGCUCUGCUUGUUGAAGGCUUGGGCUCCGGCGGUGACACCGAGAUCGAGGACUAUGUCGUCGGUCCAUCCGAGGGCGAUGCUGGUGAGAACGAGCAGCCGAGAGACACGGUCACGCUCUACGGGCCGGAGCAGGGCUUGUCAUGGGUGGCACAGCCGGUCGCCGGCGGCCGCGGCAGCAUGCUUGGGAGCUCGCUGGGGCUACAGGCAUCGCGACAGGGCAGCAUGUUUGAGCAUUUGAAGGAUCCGGUGGUGGCACUGCUGGGCAGUGUCCAUGAGCGGCUGCCUGAGUCCGGCGCCGCCGGGAGCAUGAGGGGAAGCACGCUGUUCCCCAACCUGGGUAGCAUGCUGAGCGUCGCUGAUAGGCCCGGUGGCUGGGACGAGGAGAACAUCCGCCCUCCGGACAAUGCCACGGGUGAGGAAGAGGAGUACAUGUCCGACGAUGGCAAAGACGACGAAGACGAAGGCUUGCAAGCGCCGUUGCUAUCACGGCAGAGCACCGAGGUGGAGGGAAAGGGUGAGGCUGCAAGCCAGAUGACGAUGCGACGGCACAGCAGCGUGACAGGUGGUGGCGUGGAGACGGCGAGCACCAUGGGCAUCGGCGGUGGGUGGCAGCUAGCAUGGAAGUGGACUGAGAAGGUGGGUCCCGACGGCGUGAAGCGCGGUGGCGUGAAACGGAUGUAUCUGCACGAAGAGGGGGAGGCCAAUGGCGAGGGUGGCAACAGGGGCGGCGAGACUCCGUCGUCGCAGUACGUCCAUGCGGCAGCGCUGGUGAGCCGAUCGAUGCUGUACACCAAGGAUGUUCUAAUCGGACAGAGCCCGACGGAGCCGGCGUUCGCGAACCCACCGGAGGCCGUGGCGGCGGCGGCGUCGUCGGUUCCUGUGUGGCGGGAGCUCCUGGAGCCCGGCGUCCGCCACGCCCUAUUCUGUGGCGUCACCAUCCAGAUCCUGCAGCAGUUUUCCGGCAUCAAUGGUGUCCUCUACUACACGCCGCAGAUACUCGACCAGGCCGGCGUCAGCGUCCUCCUCGCUAGCCUCGGCCUCAGCGCCGACUCGACCUCCAUUCUCAUCAGCGGCCUCACCACGCUGCUCAUGCUUCCCAGCAUCGGUCUGGCGAUGCGACUGAUGGAUGUGUCCGGCCGCCGGAGCCUGCUGCUGUCGACGCUGCCGGUGCUGAUCACGUCCCUCGCCGUCCUCGUGGUGGCGAACGUCGUCCCGAUGGCUACCACGGCGCACGCGGCGCUGUCGACGGGGAGCGUCAUCGUCUACUUCUGCUGCUUCGUCAUGGGGUUCGGGCCCAUCCCUAACAUCCUCUGCUCCGAGAUCUUCCCGACGAGGGUGAGGGGCCUCUGCAUCGCCAUCUGCUCCCUCACCUUCUGGCUCGGCGACAUCACCGUCACGUACAGCCUCCCGGUAAUGCUCAGCACCGUCGGCCUCGCCGGCGUGUUCGCGCUCUACGCCGUCGUCUGCUGCGUGGCGCUCGUGUUCGUCGCGCUCAAGGUGCCGGAGACGAAGGGGCUACCGCUCGAGGUCAUCAUCGAGUUCUUCAAUGUCGGCGCCAAGGCCGGUGCUUUGCCUGACGACGACGACGACUAGUGAAACUUAUCUUUGACAUGUAUUAUGUGUCGAUCAGCAACUGUCCUCGUAAUUUUGUAUUCUCAGCUAAUUUAAAAUGUCGGAAUAAAUGGACAAGAUGGUUAUCACCAAAAUUAACGGUGGUUUAACUAUUUGUUAAAUUUUCUCAUGGAUCUUAA